Messenger RNA from Serendipita indica DSM 11827, 759 nucleotides. Lineage: Eukaryota; Fungi; Basidiomycota; Agaricomycetes; Sebacinales; Serendipitaceae. The record is from the annotation of a GenBank genome assembly.
AUGACCUAUCCAGUAACUGUCUCUAGCCUUUCCUCGACGACGACAGAGAAGUCGCUGUCCGAGUUCUUCUCGUUCUGCGGCAAAAUCUCUUCGAUCCAGCACGAGUCCGGCGCUGGAACUGCGACAAUCACCUUUGAGAAGCAACAGGCAGCAAAGACGGCGCUCAUGCUCAACGGUGGAACGCUAGAUGGUAACACCAUUCAUGUCACGAGCGACACCGUCACCGAUGAGCAUGAUACAACCGGACGAGCGUCGCUAGACGAGGGAAGUACCUCGUAUGAGCAACACGACAAGCCGCGUGCAGGUAUUGUCGCAGAGCUUCUUGCCAAAGGCUACGUCCUCUCGGAGCACGUGCUACACAAGGCGAUUGAAGUUGACCAGAAGCAGGGUAUCUCGACUCGCUUCCUCAACUAUAUGCGCUCGCUCGACAAGACACUCGGCGAGAAGAUUAGCGGACCAGAGGGAACCGUGAGCGGCAAAGCCAAAGAGGUUGUCGACCAGGGAUACGCUCAGGCCAAGUCCAUCGACGAACAGCACGGAAUCUCGAAGCAAACCCAGGACUAUUACUCGCGCGCCGUCCAAUCGCCGUUUGGCCAAAAGGUCAUGGCGUUUUAUACACAGGCGGCCAAGCAAGUCGCCGAUGUGCAUGAAGAGGCGAAACGCAUCGCAGAGCUCGAGAAAGAAAAGGCAGCGCACGCUGCAGAGACUGCGCCACCCUCGACUGCUCCGACGACAGCCGCUCCUGGUGCUUCGUACUAA